AUAAAGGGGCUGCGGCGAGGCCGGCAGAACGCUGUGACAGCCACACACCCCAAAGGCCUCCAAGAUGAGCUACGCGCUGGACCCGCUGGGCAACCCGUCCGCCUACCGGCGGGUCACCGAGACCCGCUCCACCUUCAGCCGCGUGAGCGGCUCCCCGUCCAGCGGCUUCCGCUCGCAGUCGUGGUCCCGCGGCUCGCCCAGCACCGUGUCCUCGUCCUACAAGCGCAGCGCGCUCGCCCCGCGCCUCGCCUACAGCUCGGCGAUGCUCAGCUCGGCCGAGAGCAGCCUCGAUUUCAGCCAGUCCUCGUCGCUGCUCAACGGCGGAGGCUCGGGCGGCGACUACAAGCUGGCCCGCUCCAACGAGAAGGAGCAGCUGCAGGGCCUGAACGACCGCUUCGCCGGCUACAUCGAGAAAGUGCACUACCUGGAGCAGCAGAACAAGGAGAUCGAGGCGGAGAUCCACGCGCUGCGCCAGAAGCAGGCCUCGCACGCCCAGCUGGGCGACGCUUACGACCAGGAGAUCCGCGAGCUGCGCGCCACCCUCGAGAUGGUGAACCACGAGAAGGCUCAGGUGCAGCUGGACUCCGACCACCUGGAGGAGGACAUCCACCGGCUCAAGGAGCGCUUCGAGGAGGAGGCGCGCCUGCGAGACGACACCGAGGCCGCCAUCCGCGCGCUGCGCAAAGACAUCGAGGAGUCGUCGAUGGUGAAGGUGGAGCUGGACAAGAAGGUGCAGUCGCUGCAGGAUGAGGUGGCCUUCCUGCGGAGCAACCACGAGGAGGAGGUGGCCGACCUGCUGGCUCAGAUCCAGGCGUCGCACAUCACGGUGGAGCGCAAAGACUACCUGAAGACCGACAUCUCCACGGCGCUGAAGGAGAUCCGCUCUCAGCUCGAGUGUCACUCCGACCAGAACAUGCACCAGGCCGAGGAGUGGUUCAAAUGCCGCUACGCCAAGCUCACCGAGGCGGCCGAGCAGAACAAGGAGGCCAUCCGCUCCGCCAAGGAAGAGAUCGCCGAGUACCGGCGCCAGCUGCAAUCCAAGAGCAUCGAGCUCGAGUCGGUGCGAGGCACCAAGGAGUCCCUGGAGCGCCAGCUCAGCGACAUCGAGGAGCGCCACAACCACGACCUCAGCAGCUACCAGGACACCAUCCAGCAGUUGGAAAAUGAACUUCGGGGAACGAAGUGGGAAAUGGCUCGUCAUUUGCGAGAAUACCAGGAUCUCCUCAACGUCAAGAUGGCCCUGGACAUCGAGAUCGCCGCAUACAGGAAACUCCUGGAGGGUGAAGAGACCAGAUUUAGCACAUUUUCAGGAAGCAUCACUGGGCCUCUGUACACCCACCGACAGCCCUCUGUCACAAUAUCCAGUAAGAUUCAGAAGACCAAAGUCGAGGCUCCCAAGCUCAAGGUCCAACACAAAUUUGUGGAGGAGAUCAUAGAAGAAACUAAAGUGGAAGAUGAGAAGUCAGAAAUGGAAGAUGCCCUCACAGCCAUUGCAGAGGAGUUGGCAGCCUCUGCCAAAGAGGAAAAAGAAGAGAAAGAAGAAAAGGAAGAGGAACAGGAAGCUGAAAAGUCUCCUGUGAAGUCUCCUGAGGCUAAGGAAGAGGAGGAAGGGGAAAAAGAAGAAGAAGAAGGCCAGGAAGAAGAAGAGGAAGAAGACGAAGGUGCCAAGUCAGACCAGGCUGAAGAGGGGGGAUCUGAGAAGGAAGGCUCCAGUGAAAAAGAUGAAGGCGAGCAGGAAGAAGAAGGAGAAACUGAGGCAGAAGGUGAAGGAGAGGAAGCAGAAGCUAAGGAAGAAAAGAAAGCUGAGGGGAAAGUUGAGGAAGUGGCCGUCAAGGAGGAAAUCAAGGUAGAGAAACCAGAGAAAGCAAAGUCCCCUGUGCCAAAAUCACCAGUGGAAGAAGUGAAGCCAAAACCAGAAGCCAAAGCAAGCAAAGGUGAGCAGAAGGAGGAAGAGAAAGUUGAAGAAGAAAAGAAGGAAGUCAUCAAGGAAUCACCCAAGGAAGAGAAGGUAGAGAAAAAGGAGGAGAAGCCAAAAGAUGUGCCGGAUAAAAAGAAGGCCGAGUCCCCAGUGAAAGACAAAGCCGUGGAGGAGGUGAUCACCAUCACCAAGUCGGUAAAGGUGAGCCUGGAGAAGGACACCAAAGAGGAGAAGCCUCAGCAGCAGGAGAAGGUGAAGGAGAAGGCAGAGGAGGAGGGGGCCACUGAGGAGGAAGGGGGUGAUCUAAGCCCACAGGAAUCCAGGAAGGAAGACAUAGCUAUCAAUGGGGAGGUGGAAGGAAAAGAGGAAGAAGAGCAGGAAACUCAGGAGAAGGGCAGUGGGAGGGAGGAGGAGAAAGGGGUGGUCACUAAUGGCUUAGAUGUGAGCCCAGCAGAUGAAAAGAAAGGGGAUGAUAGAAGUGAGGACAAAGUGGUGGUGACCAAGAAGGUAGAAAAAAUCACCAGCGAGGGCGGCGAUGGUGCUACCAAAUACAUCACCAAAUCUGUAACCGUCACUCAAAAGGUCGAAGAGCAUGAGGAGACCUUUGAGGAGAAGCUAGUGUCAACCAAAAAGGUAGAAAAAGUCACUUCACACGCCAUAGUCAAGGAGGUCACCCAGGGUGACUAAGAUUUUGAGUCCAUUGCAAAAGGUUAAGCCAUACGACAAUUUCAAAAUGCAUGUGAUUGACAGCUUCAAAACAGAAUGGGUUCUCCCAUGAGGGGCUCCAGACAUUGUAUUUUCCUUUGUGCAAUAUGAGGGAACUGCAUGCAAGCUCAGGGUGCCCCCUCCUCAGUCCUUGGGGGAUUCAAAUGCAUGAUCGUGUAUGUACCUGGGGAAUUUGCCAGUUUCCUAAGCUGUUGGAAGAGGGGCACUGGGGGAUGUCUUGAGAUGUAUUAUGCAAAGUACCAACUGAGCCAAAAAAAUAAUAAGUGAAACAGAACUCUCUUAGCCUUAAGAAAGCUAUAUAUGAAUACUUACGUUUACCUCACUGGUGCAUUUAAAAAUGGACUUCUGUUCAUGGGAGAACCUUGCUGACCUGCACAGUUUGCAAACUUAUGUUGAUUGAUGUUAAACGUCACAGCAGUCCUCGCUCAAUAAAGGUCAUCCUGGAAACAUAA
Psammomys obesus (fat sand rat) is the source of this 3096-nucleotide messenger RNA. It is a transcript of the gene Nefm, whose product is annotated as neurofilament medium chain. Lineage: Eukaryota; Metazoa; Chordata; Mammalia; Rodentia; Muridae. Bases 65 to 2605 code for a protein of 846 amino acids. The transcript is spliced from 3 exons. Gene Ontology annotation, cellular component: postsynaptic intermediate filament cytoskeleton; intermediate filament; cytoplasm. The record is from RefSeq and is a predicted model, not a curated record. Gene Ontology annotation, biological process: neurofilament bundle assembly. Gene Ontology annotation, molecular function: structural constituent of cytoskeleton.